CCAAGUUAAAUUUUCAGCUUUUCUUUAAAAAUUAAUCCAAUAAGUCGAUUAUUUUCUACAGCUUUACUUUACUUCAUCUAUACCUCCAUAACACACAUCAAGUUCUCUUCUACUUUCAACUCUAGACAAAAUGGUUGGUACAAAUGAACUCCGGGCAGAGAACCUCUUCUCAAUGAAGAAUCAUGUUUGCGUAGUGACAGGAGGAGGAACUGGUAUCGGUUUGAUGUAUUUUCUCUUUCCUGAUUGGGAGGGAUGUAUAUACUGAUAACUUAACAGGGCAGCACAAACAUUAGCUGCUAAUGGCGCAAAAGUAUACAUCACAGGUCGUCGAAUGGAAGCCCUCGAAAAUGCAGCCAAGCAGCAUUCCCCAACAUCUGGUGGUUCCAUCAUCCCGUGAGUUCCUUGUCCUCUUCAUCAUUAUCUAUAAAUAUCUGAGAGAACAUAGGAUUGGCCCCUGCGACGUAACUAGCAAGAAAGACCUUGAAAACCUCGUAGCUGAGAUCAGUAAAAAAGAAAAAUAUAUCAGUCUCCUUCUCGCUGGCGCAGGGAUUUCGGGCCCUAAAGCAGAACCCGAUUCUUCGGAUGCAGUCGAACUGAAAGAUAAACUUUUCAACUCUGAAAGUUUUGAAGAAUGGGGGACUACGUUCAAUACCAAUGUAUCGGCUGUCUAUUUCACUACGGUGUGCUUCCUCCCACUGCUGCAAGCUGCCCAUAAGGCUCAUGGGAGCAUGUCUUCUUCAGUCAUUGUUAUUAGUUCCAUGAGCGGUAUCAUGAGACAUGCACAGGGCCAUUUUUCGUACAAUGCGGCGAAGGGCGCGACGGUGCAUCUGAGUAAACUGAUGAGUUAUGAGUUUAAAAAGAUUGGGGUUAGGGUUAAUAGUAUUGCGCCGGGAUAUUUUCCAAGUGAGAUGACGGUGGGAGAGAGUGAUGAGACUCAGAAGAGUCAUUUGAAGGAUGAGAAAGUUCAGGAGAAGGGUCACGUUCCUAUGCAGAGACCUGGAAGGUAUGUUUUUGUCCUUUUGAUUUAUGAGUAGGGAAAGGCUAAUGGUUUCUACAGUGACGAGGAGAUGGCGAUGGCAGUGUUGUUUUUGGCGAAGAAUAAUUAUGUUAAUGGGGAGAUUAUUGCGGUUGAUGGUGGUGUCCUGUUGGAUGUUCCAGGAAGGUAACGAGAUGAGAUCGAUGGAAAGAUGUUCACAUUCAGGCCUGCAUGUUGGUUGGAUUAAAUACAUAUUGAGAUGAUAUGAAACAGAAAUAACAUUCGUACUCUAUAUUCUACAACUUGGCAAUCACUUGCAGGGUUAGAUAUAGCAGACCAGAUGCGAGGUUUCAAAAUUGGAGAAGUGUACUUUUUCAAUGGAUUGUUUAACCAUCCCAACGAACGAAUUUUUUUCCAGAUAGAAAUAAUAAUGGAUCACAAUCUUUCACGUUAGGAUUAA
Sclerotinia trifoliorum is the source of this 1436-nucleotide messenger RNA. The record is from the annotation of a GenBank genome assembly. NCBI's taxonomy places the organism in Eukaryota, Fungi, Ascomycota, Leotiomycetes, Helotiales, Sclerotiniaceae.